This is a messenger RNA of Oryza sativa Japonica Group (Japanese rice), 2136 nucleotides long. RefSeq lists its product as uncharacterized. Lineage: Eukaryota; Viridiplantae; Streptophyta; Magnoliopsida; Poales; Poaceae. The record is from RefSeq and is a predicted model, not a curated record.
AAAUCCGGAUAACGCAUCGGUGAACCCUGCGGAUUAACAGAGUAAACUGCAACAAACCACGCGACCCCCAAACCUCUCUCUCUCUCCUCGCCUCCGCCGUCGCCGUCGCCGUCCUCGACUGCUCCUCCGGUGUGAUCCGAUCACGCGCGGCCUCUCCGCCUCCCGCUCGCCCUUCUCCGCUUCGCGUGUUGUACUGUUCUCCCGCGGUCCCGCCCGAGCAGAGGUUUGGGUUGGCCAGCGAGGGAGGUUGGCUAGGGCAGCGGGCUGAUGAGAGAGGCGUCAGGCAUGUCCGGGGGAGAAGACGUCCGCAAGGUUUCUCGCCAGGACAUACAGCUCGUCCAGAAUCUUAUUGAACGAUGUCUUCAGCUUUAUAUGAACCAGAAAGAAGUGGUUGAGACCCUAUCAUUCCAGGCGAAAAUUGAACCUAGUUUUACUGAGCUUGUCUGGCAGAAACUUGAGGAAGAGAAUCGUGAGUUCUUUAAAGCAUAUUAUGUGAGACUUAUGCUUAAGAAUCAAAUAAUGGUCUUCAACAAGCUCCUUGAGGAUCAGUAUCGGCUUAUGUGUAAAGAGCAGCCUUCUGGAGUACCUUCUAUGCCUCCUACUACUAAUGGCUCCAACAUGGGCACAUUGAAUCAAAAUGCAUGCUUUUUGCCAGACACUACUCCCAGCACUGCAAUGCCAGAUAGCUUGCUACCCAAUGGAAGUUCCAGCGGUAUUGUAAAUGGCACUCCAUCCAGUGACCAAUUUAUCUAUGCUGGUAAAGUCAUUCAUGGUCUUCCUAGCAGUAUGGAUGCUUCAUCUAGUCUACUGGCAGCACAUAACUCAACUGCUGGGAGGUUUAAUGGAGACAAUGGAACAACAAUCAAGACAGAAGCAAGCUACUCGGGCAACUCUGAUUUUGGUUUCUGCAAUGAGAGCGCUUUCCUAGAACCUUGCCAGUCAAUUGGGGAUGCCUCUGGUGGAUCCUUCAGCAGCUCUGAGCUGAAUGGACAGCCACUAGGUGAUCCAAUUAUGGACAUGGAUUCAUCAUCUUUUGGUUUCUUGAGCCAAAUUCCUCGGAAUUUCAGUUUUUCAGAUUUAACUGAAGACUUUAGCCAAAGUGCAGAAAUAUUGGAGAAUUAUGGCAGAUCCCCUUUUAUCCCUUCUGAACCAAAUAAUUUCUCAGAGUCUACUCCUGGAGACCAUGCAGAAAUAGGAAAUAGACGGCUAGAUACCAUAUCCGAGGGUGUUAGUUAUGAAGAUUUUGGAAGCGAUUAAUCAGAUAUUGAUGGUACUGCUUAAGGUUGAGCAGUGAUGCAUAACUUUGUACAUAGUAGUUUGGGCAAGUGAGUCUAUAUUCGUGGCCAUGGAACUCAGCUAAUUUCAUGGAAACUAUUGCUUCGUCAGUUUUAGGUCUUGUUCUGUUGGACUACCAGCUUCGGUGACUUGUGUGAGAAUAUUUCAUGGCCUAAUAAUGUGUCGCAUUGACUGAUGCAAGAAACCUAUUGUCCCUGUGUCAUUGCUGAAGAUAUUGUAGAAGUUAGCGUUAAUGGUGACUGGAAGCUUUACAUUGACAUUUCGUGCUGUUGCACUUGAUGUGUAGUUUGUACAUGAUGCUUAGUUAACAUUUUCCCUCUGUUGCACUUGCUGCGGUUGGCCAUGUCGCGCUCUGCACUCUUCGGUUGUUCAGACAUGAGAGUUUACAAUAAUUCAGUAUUGGAGAAGUUGGUAAAACUGUCAGAUUGUUGACGCUUGGUGAAGUUUGAUUCUCAAGAUGUGUUUGUUACACUACCGUCUACCAUUACAUGUUUCCAUUCCCUGAACACAGAAUAAACAGUGAUUGCAAAUUUGACAUCCAAGCACAAGAUGAUUAAGAUUCUGUUAGCUUCUAGUCCAAAGAGAGUGUGAACUGAGAACGGGAGAUCGAUAAGAUUGAGUAGAAAAAAAAUUAGCUUUACGAAAUUCAAAGUUACGCGUAUACAAAACCUGGACAUGGGCAAAGAACAUCUCCAAUUUACAGUAAUUCAGUAAACAACAGAUCACAAAUCUCACAGAACAGGACGAAACACAUGAGAAAAAUAGUCUAGUUCUUGGGGAUGUUCUUGCCGACGAUCUUGGCAGGAGCGAUGCGGAGGAGGUUCCCGGGCUUCCCUGGAA